Molecule: messenger RNA, 2619 nt
Organism: Panicum virgatum (switchgrass)
Lineage: Eukaryota; Viridiplantae; Streptophyta; Magnoliopsida; Poales; Poaceae
Product: probable serine/threonine-protein kinase WNK2
Exons: 8
Coding region: 144-2165 (673 amino acids)
Biological process (GO): protein phosphorylation; intracellular signal transduction
Cellular component (GO): cytoplasm
Molecular function (GO): protein serine/threonine kinase activity; ATP binding
Source: RefSeq, a predicted model, not a curated record
UGGGUCGCUCAGAAAGGUUGCUUUCCGGCCGGAAAGGGAGCCGACCGCGAGCCCCCUGUGAUCCCAAUUAAGCGCCUAACCGCGACGCCCCCAAAACGGCAAGCUCCCUCCCGAACCGCCGUCCGCCCCCCUUCGCCGCCGCGAUGCCGCCCACCCCGCCGGAGCCGGAGACGGAGCCGGAGUUCGCCGAGGUCGACCCCACCGGCCGCUACGGGCGGUACACGGAGGUUCUUGGCAAGGGAGCCUUCAAGACGGUAUACAAGGCUUUCGAUCAACUUGAAGGGCUAGAAGUUGCUUGGAAUCAGAUCAAAGUGGGCGAUUUACUUAGAAACAAUGAUGAUUUGGAGAGGUUGAGAUCAGAAGUGCGGUUGCUGAAGACCCUCAAGCAUAAAAACAUAAUAAAGUUCUACAAUUCAUGGCUUGAUAGAAAAAACAACAAUAUAAAUUUCAUCACAGAGGUCUUCACAUCAGGGACAUUGCGCCAGUACCGCAUUAAGCACAAGAAGGUAGAUAUUAGAGCUUUAAAGAAAUGGUCAAGGCAAAUAUUGAGUGGUCUUGUCUACCUGCACAGCCACGACCCACCAGUAAUCCAUAGAGACUUAAAAUGCGAUAAUAUAUUUGUAAACGGAAACCAGGGUGAGGUAAAGAUUGGAGACCUUGGUUUAGCAACUAUCCUGGAUAAUGCACGUUCAGCUCAUAGUAUUAUUGGUAAGGAGUUCAUUUGUUUAAAAUAUUCUAAGUUUUUCAUCAGGCAUUUAGAUAUUCUCAUGUGGACUCUAUUAUUCGUAGGUACACCGGAAUUCAUGGCACCGGAACUCUAUGACGAGGAAUAUAAUGAACUUGUAGAUAUUUAUGCAUUUGGGAUGUGUUUACUGGAGCUUGUUACAUUUGAAUACCCAUAUUGUGAAUGUUCUAAUGCGGCGCAGAUAUAUAAGAAAGUUUCUGAUGGUGAAAAGCCUAGUUCGUUGACUAAGAUUGAUGAUCCUGAAGUGAAAUUAUUUAUAGAGAAGUGCAUUGCCAAAGCCCCUGAAAGACUCUCAGCAAAAGAACUAUUAAUGGAUCCUUUUCUCUUAGAUGUUAGUGAUGAAAAAAUAUUCUAUCCGCUGCAUUCAAAUAAUGCAUCAGAUACUGCUGGCAGUCCAAACCCAAGCACAAGCUACAGAUAUGACAGAGUAGCAUCAUCUGUGGGCCGCCAUGAUCACACAGGUAGUAUAUCAGAUUCACAUCCUACCGACAACUAUGCACAUGACACCAUGGAUCCACAUGCUGCAAUUGGUCGAAGUAUCACAGUUGAGAGUCAACGGAAGGAUUUGAAUACAAUAUUUUUGAAGCUGCGUAUUGCUGAUUCAACAGGUCAUGCCCAAAACAUCCACUUCCCUUUUGAUAUUGAAGCUGACACUUCAAUCAGUGUUGCAACCGAGAUGGUCGUGCAGCUGGAUCUAACAGACCAAGAUGUAACAGCAAUUGCAGAAAUGAUAGAUGCUGAGAUACGUGCGCAUAUUCCUGAUUGGGCAGUAGAGGAGUCAGUUGACAACCAAGGGGAUGAAGGUGCUCAUUCUGAGACCCAUAGUUCAGAAGGUGACGAGGGAACUUCUGAAUUGCAUAAUGAACUUGAUGCCUCACACAAUGGCUUUGUUCAAGAACAGCUUCCUUCUGGAAAGAAGUACUGGUCAGACUCACCCAGGAGAGAUGGGGAAAUAUCUCACUCGAUGGUUGUGGAGCCUCAAAUUGGUGAUAAUAUUGCUAAUGGAAUACCAAAGAGGAAUGAUUUGGAUGACAUUGUGAGUGGAAAAGGUAAGGAGGACCAAUCCUUUGGCUCUUCCAUCCACCCUGUGGAAGGUAUCUUUGAGCGAAUAUCGUCAUCUGUGGACUUGUCCAACUCAUCUGUGGUCGGCAACAUUUCUAUAGGAGCUUCUGUCGGUAGCAGCCCUCGCUCUUUAGAUGACGAGCGAGAGCACAAUUGUGGUCAGCAUCUGGUAGGAGAUGUCACUGAGAGGUUAAUAAACUUAUUGGCUCAGCAGGAAAAGGAGCUCAGUGCGCUGCAAAGGAAGCAUAAGGCAGAUAUAGAUGACAUGUUGAAAAGUUUACCUGCAAAGGAUCGUGAAGAAAUCUUAACUAGGUGCCGCUUGAAGAUGGAUGAGAAAAUCAGAGGUGACAAACUUUAGCUAAACUGUUUCCUGUGCAGCUUUUCUGAGUCUUGGUAGAUUUAUACAUACUCACGCCAAGGAUUUGUUUGCAAUUGUUGUUGUGCAAAAGCGGAUCUCUGUUGUGCAGAGGGUAGUCUUUUUCAUUGUUCUUUUUGAUAUAAUGGAGAAGCUGGAAGUGCUUGUCUGUAGGUCUUUCGCUGACCAAGCACUGAAUAGUAACCAAACUGUGUGGAGGUUUUUGAAGGCAAGAUGAAGUUUCUGCUCACCAAAGAAAUAUGCAGACACCACUAUGCCGCUGUGUGCCUGAAUUGUUCAUAAGGAGUGCCUCCCUUUUUUUUCCCUUUGUUUUUACUUUUGUAUUUUGACCUGCCAAGGAUAUACAUGAGUGUUUGAGCUGUUCCAUACUUGUAAUGACAAACUUAAAGUCAAUUAUUUUAUGGAUCACAUGGUUCCCCAAAUUCUUAGAGCUGUA